Babesia bovis T2Bo is the source of this 3616-nucleotide messenger RNA. RefSeq lists its product as uncharacterized. NCBI's taxonomy places the organism in Eukaryota, Apicomplexa, Aconoidasida, Piroplasmida, Babesiidae. Gene Ontology annotation, cellular component: mitochondrial matrix; ribonucleoprotein granule. Gene Ontology annotation, biological process: mitochondrial RNA processing; regulation of mitochondrial mRNA stability. The coding region runs from base 51 to 3566 and encodes 1171 amino acids. Gene Ontology annotation, molecular function: RNA binding. The record is from RefSeq and is a predicted model, not a curated record. The transcript has a single exon.
CUAAAAUAAGCCUUUUCCGUAAAUGCGUUGUUACAGUAUUUUUCUACAUCAUGAGGCUUGUAUACCACAGCCGUGCAACUCGGCUGAGUAGAGCCGUAUUGGCUUCAGAAACAUUGAUUGGUACACCUUAUGUAAUUGGACACCUUGGCGCUCAAAACGAUAUGUAUAUCUCACGUCCUCUACGCUUGAUGUUCAUAAAAAACCGUGGGCGAUAUUUAACCACUUCAGUAUCGCACGAUGAUUUUGUGAAACAGUGUAACGAUGAGUCCCUGGACCACGAAGCGACAUCAUUUGAGGCCACUAUAAAGCCAUCGGGAACAUUAAAGCAAUACAAGGCAAAAAGUAGAUUUAGCGCAACUAACGUACAGGAACAAGAUAUGUAUUCAGCCAAGCCGGUGUGGCAGCAAUUGAAUGACAUUGAAUCCAAGUGGAAUAUGCACUUUCGUCAUAAAACACGUAUAGAUUCACAAAAGUCAAUAGCCAAGGCAAAGAAGAGCGUUGAAUCACUUGACUCUAUAGAGUCUAACGAGUCUAGACUAAUUGAUCUGGACACUUUUAGGUCUAGCACAAAACGUAGUGCUUCAGCACCAGAAAAUGUCACCGUAACUGAAUCGCAUAAACUAGAACCAAUGACUGUCCCAUCGCAUCGCAUUCCAAAAAGCAAUACACUAAAUUCGUUGUCCAAUGUAGCACCUGGAGACCAAUUAGUAAACGAUUUGCAUCUGAAGGGAGAUGCGUACUAUGAGGCCGUGCCAAUAGAUACGGGGAUGGAACCUGCUCUUGAAACAGACACGUUAUCCACAAAGGAGUUGCGACUGAAGGAAAGCGUAUCGCCAGAAGCUAUGAUUGGUCGUCUGCUUACUGAUUCUGAACGCAGUGUUCUGGAAAGCAUAAUGCCAACGCAACCAGCUGGUGUCAUUGAUGCCGCCUCCCCGGCAGCGGUUAUUGCUGCUGAAACAAAGCUGGAGCCAGAAACGUGGCUAAAUAUGGAUCCAGGUCACAUCGUGCUGCAACAGUCUAUCUUGAAGUGUAAAUCCUCUUCACAAGUGCUUGCUGCUAUACAAGAUAAAGUAACAAAGUUGAAUGCAGUGAAUGCCGCCACUGCUCUGCACAGAAUUGCUAGACAUACUACAUCCUACUCGAGGUAUACCUUAACUGGCAACAAUACCUUUGCCCAGCUUCUAUCGGCAGUUGAGGCUCAUAUAGCCACUUUGGACCCACAAGGCGUGACUAAUGUCCUGUGGUCUAUUGUAAAACUUAGGAUCCACCCGCAGUGGAUGGACUCUCUCCUGGUUACAAUGCAGAAGCACGUAAAAGAACUGGGUACCAGUGAGCUUGCCAGUAGCUUAUUUGCGGUAUCUAAGUUGGCCACCAUGAGCACUGCUGGCAUCGACCUUCGUGAUAUGCUCCUAGGGACUGUCCAGGAAAAGGUAACUCACUUCAGGACACCAUUGGAUAUAACAUGCGUGGCCACGGCGUUGGCUAGGUUAAAUGUGCGCAACCCGGUGAUAUUCAGUCAAUUGAGUGCUGCGGUGUUAGCUGUAAUUGACGAUUUUGCGAUGCAGCAGCUGUGUGGUAUAGCGUGGGCAUAUGCAUCCCUGGGAUUCAGUGAUAAAGCGUUAUUCCGGAAGAUAAGGCUUAUAAUAGAAUCCAAGGCUAGUGGCACUAACAUUGGGGAUGUGGUACACCUGACGUGGGCGUUAUCUAAGUUACGCGAGGCUGACCAUGAACUAUUCCUGUGUACGGUAUCGCCACUGGUUAGGUCACAUAUAGCCCACCUCAGAUGCAGGGAUAUAUCCACCAUUGCGUGGGCAUACCUCAACGCGGAUAUAGAGGAUACCGAUCUAUUCGAGGAUCUUGCUUCGGCAUUAUUGCACCACGUAGAUGAAAUGACUACUAGGGAUAUAUCUGCUGCAGUAGCUGCAUUCGCCCACAUGGCAGAGGAGCACAAAACGUUAUUCAAGAAGAUGCGUAACCGUGCUCAGUUGAUGUUAAACGAAUUCACGCCACUACAACUAGCUAAGAUCACUCGAGGCUUCAUUGCAGUGUCCGAUGAGCGGUUUUACAGCCAGCUGUGCAAGGUAAUCGAGAGUAAGGUGUACCUAAUGCUUCCUGAAAAUGUAGUUGAGAUACUAAUGGGUCUCAUGGAAGCAUCACAGGUACCUCCUUUACUAUUAAAGAAAUUAAUAGAAACUGUUUCAACCGGUGCUCAUAAAAUGUACGCUGAAGAUUGCCUUCUACUGCUUCAGGUUGCUACCACCUUGAAGAAACAAUCUGACCCUACCCUCAUGAGUGCUCUGGACAAACUGGCAUCAGCCAUGGUGGACCAAAUUGAACGACGUGUGUCCAGGUGGAGGUGCUACAAUAUUGAACAUAUAUCCUUGUUCUUCGAGUGUCUAGCUGCCAUGGGCAUUGGAGGGUCAAAGGGUGACUCUGCUGUAAGGACCCUGGCGAAACAUAUGGCGUCAUGCUUGAAUCGAUUAAUGAAUAAUAACGUAUCUGGUGACCAUAAAAAUAAGGUUAUCCAAGAAUACAUAAAGGCAUGUGCUGGCUUGCCACCACGUAAAUUGGCUAUUCUUUCGGCUGAGCUCUCCAAGAGUACUGAAUUCAUGCGUGCUAUGCACGGAGUGGUGGCAAGUCUAUCUUCGUGUCAUGACCUGGACGUGGUUGAAACCGUACACAACUUAAUUAAGAUGGGCUACAUGGACGACUCAGUAAUAGCCAUGUGCGAUACCGUGGCUGGUAUGAAUCAAAAUGAUGCCAACGCCACCACGCUGUCCAAGGCGGUUUAUGCAUUGACAGAAGCUAACCUGCAUCUUCCUUGGGUUAGGAAGGUUCUGAAAGUUGCCAUUGACAUGGAUGACGCCAAUCCGGAAUCGAUGAUAUCCUUAAUGUGGUCCUGUGUAGUACUAGGAGAGGAUGAAAUUCUUGUACAAAUGCUAAACAAGUAUGUGCCCACUUUUGAUGAGCUACCUACAGACAUGCUGCAGGCACAACAAGUGGCGCUACACGUGAUGCACUGUUUGAUGCCUGGAAACAAUGAAAUGUAUCCAAAUGAACUAGUAGCGACUAAUUCCCAGGAUGAGCAUGAAUCUAUCAGUAACUUAACAAAGUGGAAUAUCAAUCCAGAUGUAAUUACAACCCUGCAAGAAUGGCUUGAUUACCAAAGGGACGAUCUUUAUACCAUCUCACAGGGCGGUCGUAAGAAGCGAGCUAUAGAGCUGGAUUACGACAACAUGCUGUCGGAAUGCCUGAUACAAAUGAAAAUACCACAUAAAACCGUACAUACGAUACAGAAUGUUUACAAAGCCAGUGUGGCAUUCCCACUUGAACGACAUCUUAUAGAUGUGCUCAGCUUCAGUGACUGCUUCAUACCACACGGUAAGCCACGCUCUCGAGCCUUACUGAGGCAACGCCAACUGAAGCUUAUGGGUUAUGGAGUGGUGUCCAUACAGCUAACCAAACUAUACGAAUCAUCAAGAGAGGGCACUACAAGACAGCUUAUCGCAAAAGCACUUUCAAGCUUCUGUGAUGCUGCUGUAGACUACCUCCCUCCGGGUGAAUGAAUUAGCACCUGAUUAUUCAAUUAGUGUUAACGCAAUAUAUAUAUAUAUAU